CACUCCAUAGGAUCUAGGAAAAGGUGAAGCCGUUAUGAAGCGCUACGUGCCACGAGCCUUCUUGAUUACGAUUCGUUACCACUUUGUGUUGAUAUGCUGGAUCUGGUGGAGCUGUGUCUACUCGUCUGAGCUAGGACCUGAGGAUUGUGGGACAACUGUGAACCUUACCAGUGUCAAUAACACCAUCAUCUAUGUACCCAAUGGGACGUCGUGUUUUCAGUGUGAAACUGACAUUUUUUUUUCAAUGAAUAUGUGUUUCGAUUCAAUGACACAGUAAUCAAUUCCACCAAUACCUUGGCAAAAGUAGUGAAGAAUGACACACAGGGUAUCGACUCACUUGUAGUGUUUGACAGUGAGAGUGCGUUCAGUACAUUUUCAGUUACUUAUGUACAGUGCUGUGAGGACAAUGAUAUUACUAUGGUGCAAGACGAAUUAUUAUGCAGGUUGAGUUAUAUCAUGGCCAAAGUAGGAGUUUUCUUUUAUUAUGCCUUUAAUCCUCCUCUAAUUAUGGGAGAAACUACAAUAAUCAAAGGAAGUCCACUACAUCUAUUGUGUGAUGGGUCAAACUCAGACCCUCAACCAACUUUACAAUGGAUCUCUCCUGAUGGGAAGAUGGUCAGUCAGAGUGGAGAACUUGAUAUAGUGACUACCACCAGGAGUAUGACUGGGAUAUACACCUGUGUAGCUACUCUCCCUCACUCCACUGCUACUAUGAACUCCACUGUCAACAUCACCAUAGUUUCAAUUGAAUGUCCAACAUUGAAGUCAACAGACGCCAUCAUAGUAAACAUGAGCUCCACUGCAAUGGGCAGUACUGCUACCUAUCAGUGUAGAGAUGGUCCCACUGAUGUGUACACUACUCAGUGUACCAGUACUGGAGUAUGGGACCCUCACCCUCUCUCUACUCUGGACUGUAUUGAGUCUAAUGAGCCAGGACAAACGUCUACUCUUCAACCAUGUCAAGUUGGAGUAAUAAUUCUCUCUCUCAUUGUCUUGGUUCAAACUGGUCUGCUAGUGGGAGCACUUGUGAAAAUAGUACUUCUUACAAAGAAAGGAUCAGAGCAGAGAAAAAGAGAAGAGCGGUUAGAGAUGGAUUUCAAUGUGGCUUACGGAACUCCAAAAGAGAUCAUGGCAUGCAGGACAAGCAAGUGAACUGACUUAGUACACACAAGAAAACUAUACAGUGUAGCUGUGUGCCCACUAACAGUAACACACCAAGUGUGCAAAUUGAAAACUAACUACGUAGUCGGCCACACGCAGAGCGCAUGCGCAAAAAUGUGACGACGAUCGAUCGCGCGCGCUGAACCUGCACGGACCGCCCCACUCCGGCUUACAACAUCUGUCUCCCGCUCAUAUGGGGAGCUCUAGUGGAAAAAGGUGAAGCCGUUAUGAAGCGCCACGUGCCACGAGCUUUCUUGAUUACGAUUCGUUACUUUGUGCUGAUGUGCUGGAUCUGGUGGAGCAGUGUGUACUCGUCUGAGCUAGGACCUGAGAUUGUGAGAUAACUGUGAACCUUACCAGUGUCAAUAACACCAUCAUCUACGUACCCAAUGGGACGUUGUGUUUUCAGUGUGAACGUGACAUGUUUUUUGCCAAUGAAUAUGUGUUUCGAUUCAAUAACACAGUAAUCAAUUCCACCAAUACCUUGGCAAAAGUAGUGAAGAAUGACACACAGGGCAUCGACUCACUUGUAGUGUUUGACAGUGAGAGUGCAUUCAGUACAUUCUCAGUUACUUAUGUACAGUGCUGUGAGGUCAAUCAUAUUACUAUGGUGCAAGACAACAAAUUAUUAUGCAGGUUGAAUAUUAUAUCAUGGCUAAAGUAGGAAUUUUCUUUUAUUAUGGUGAGGUCAUAGUAUUUUUCAUGCAUGAAACCUUAAUACAUUACACAUCCACUAGCCUUUAAUCCUCCACUAAUUAUGGGAGAAACUACAAUAAUCAAAGGAAGUCCACUACAUCUAUUGUGUGAUGGGUCAAACUCAGACCCUCAACCAACUUUACAAUGGAUCUCUCCUGAUGGGAAGAUGGUCAGUCAGAGUGGGGAACUUGAUAUAGUGACUACCACCAGGAAUAUGACUGGGAUAUACACCUGUGUAGCUACUCUCCCUCACUCCACCGCUACAAUGACUGCCACUGUCAAUAUCACCAUAGUUCCAAUUGACUGUCCAACACUAAAUUCUACGGAUACCAUGAUAGUCAACAUGAGCUCCACUGCAGUGGGUAGUACUGCUACCUAUCAGUGUAGGGAUGGUCCCACUGAUGUGUACACUACUCAGUGUACCAGUACUGGAGUAUGGGACCCUAGCCCUGACUGCACAUCGAAAGAAGCAGAAUCUCUCUUUGAGAGGUAUAGUAAGUGGCUACCGUGGGGAGCAGGGGCAGUGGGACUUCUCCUGCUCUGCUGCAUCACCACCUGUGCUGUGAUAACUGCUGUGUGUGUCUGCAAGAGAAGCAGGAGAAAGGGAAAACAGUACCUUCUGAGAGAAAAUAGUGAUCAACAGCAGCAAAUGGCAGUGAAAAAUUCCCAAUACUUGCCUGUGGUCAAGAAAACAUCAGAAGGAACAACAGCAACAACAACACUAAAUGGAUGGUCUUUCGUGAUAGAGUCACAGCUAACAACACCGGCAGAGCCCAACGGGAAACCCUCAGAGCCCCAGCCUACCACCACACCUCCCAUUCCCCUGGGACAGUACUCAAUGAUCACGACCAUACCAGAACCAACUAGUGAGGUAUUUGGGUCAUAUUCUGACUCGCAGGAUGAACUAAAACAAUCACCUGUGCCUCAGCCACCAGAAGUACCACAAGAAACCAGAAAGCCAAAUGGACAGCAGCAGUAUUCUAUUGUUCCAGAGCACACAACAGGACUAAUCGGUGCAUACUGUGUAGUCCAGACAGUGGAAGAAAACCCGACACCUGAACCCAGCAGAACAGUAGCUCAGAAACCACCACAAGGGAAUCAACAAAAGGGUCUGCUGUAUGUGGAAGUGAGUCUAAAUACAGAAGGAGGUGGUUUUGGUCUGGUUGCAGAUAGAGUUGAGUAUGCCGCUCUGGACCUCAAUGCCAUGGCCAGCCAACAACCACCACCUCCUCAGACACCUCCUCCAACACAUGAUCUAGAUUCAAAGGUGAGUCUGGACCAGAUCCUCAUUCAGUUGAGGGAAGUCACUCCUCACUGGAGGAGACUGGGAGAGGCAGUUGGUGUACAGAGGCUGGACGAAAUAUCUGAAUAUGUGGGUAGUGAGAGUGAGGCAAUGGUGGAGGUGGUGGAUGGAUGGCUGGCCAACCUCCACCCCAACAAGCCCACGUGGAGGGAGAUAGCUGAUGUGGUGGACAGCAUUGGUCACCAUGACCUGGCUCACUCCCUCAGACAGGUCUAUGUCUCAGGUUCACUGCCCAUAAAAGUGAGCAACGAUCUGCCAGAGUCUCUGGUGGUCAGAGAAUUUAAUCCAACUCCUCCACUUCCCCCUCGUGGAGCUGACGAUGAACAACUUCCCUCACCGUUACCUGCAAGAACUCUUAUUUAACUGCUGUGUGCAUGCAUAUACGAGUUUUUUUACAUUCGCCGCUCUAUUGUCCGCGCCCAUGC
Molecule: messenger RNA, 3585 nt
Organism: Geodia barretti
Lineage: Eukaryota; Metazoa; Porifera; Demospongiae; Tetractinellida; Geodiidae
Source: the annotation of a GenBank genome assembly